AUGGGAUCCGAAAAGCAACAGGGUCGGCCCAGGACCUUCUCACGUCCUACUCACAUCACCCACGAUGCCGCGAGGAGCCUGCUGAAUGGGUUCAAUGUCAAUGACGACGAGACAUUGGACUUCCUGGCCGGUCUCGUAGCGUCCGGGACGGCGUGUUCCGAAGUUGUCGAUGACCUGUAUGAAGCUGGCUUGAUGGCGCCAGCUGAGGAUUGGGACUUUAUGCUGCAGUGCGCUGCUUCGCAUGUGCAACUUCAUAACGAAAAGGAGACUCGGGAUAGAUACACAACAUCUUCGGAAGCAAUGUUGAGCUGCUUGAACAGCCUGCUUGGUUACAGCAGUUUUGAAUCUCUAGAGUUGACAUAUCCCAGCGACGUGAAAGAGUCGGAGAGUCGACCUCCAAGUCAUCCAGUCAAGCAGUCAAGGAGAAGGAGUCCUGUCAAGUCUCCUUUUUGGCUCGAUGGGUGUUCUAAUCCGGGAACUUUGCCCCAGAGUCAGAGUCGGGUGAAGAAGCCUCUGGUCGCUACCGCACCGGGAGAAAAGCUGCAACCUAAAGCUCUUCCGCAAAAUAAUCCAUCUGAAUCAAGGACACAAAUUCAGCAGCAUUCAGGCACAGCAAAAGCUCCCACACUUCCACCGCCAGCGCCAGCGCCAUCAAAAGCACCUCUUAAAGCCAAAUCGGGAUUGACAUCUGGCUACUUCGACGACUCACCACCGAGGUCAUCGCCAGGCAAACGAGGCGUCGCCAUCUCCGGCCUACCCUUCCCACCCCUCACAUCACCAAAAUUUGGUCUCAUCCAAGAGGAGCUGGCGCACUCGCCGUUCGAACUCCUCAUCGCCGUCCGUCUUCUCAUCAAAACCGCCGGAAAGGCCGCCAUUCCGACGUUCCGCCGGCUCGUGGCCAGGUACCCGACCCCGGAGGCAUUCGCGACCGCCGAUCCGAAUCAGCUGCUCGAAAUGAUCCGCCAUCUUGGCCUGGGCGUUGUCAGGCGCGAGGCCAUGCUGCGAUACGCCAGGAUCUGGGUGGAGCGUCCGCCGCGGAGGGAGGUGCGGUACGGCGUGAAGAACUACCCGCGGCCAGGGGAUGCGGCCGACGUCAAGGCUGGGGAGGAGUUUGGGCCCGAGGAGGAAGAUGGGGAUGUGGGAGGUAAGAUGGUUCGGCGCGGGCUCGGGUCGGCGUGGGAGAUUGGUCACAUCACACAUGGCCCGUAUGCUAUAGAUUCGUGGCGGAUCUUCUGCAGGGACGAGCUCCUCGGUCGAGGAGAAGGCAAGGGAAACUGUAAAGGUGGACAGUUUCAACCCGAGUGGAUGCGAGUGCUGCCACUAGACAAGGAGCUGCGGGCGUAUCUACGGUGGAUGUGGAUGCGUGAGGGUUGGGAUUGGGACCCUGUCACUGGCGAGAGGGAUGUUUUGUCUGAUGAGCUGAGGCGCGCAGUCAAUGGAGGUCGAGUUGGGUAUGAUGACUCUGGCCAGUUGCGAAUUGUUGAGAGUGAGGUAGCGACGGUAGAGGGUGCAAAUAAAUGA
Pyricularia grisea is the source of this 1521-nucleotide messenger RNA. RefSeq lists its product as uncharacterized. The transcript has a single exon. The record is from RefSeq and is a predicted model, not a curated record. The coding region runs from base 1 to 1521 and encodes 506 amino acids. Lineage: Eukaryota; Fungi; Ascomycota; Sordariomycetes; Magnaporthales; Pyriculariaceae. Gene Ontology annotation, biological process: base-excision repair. Gene Ontology annotation, cellular component: nucleus. Gene Ontology annotation, molecular function: catalytic activity; DNA binding.